CAAGUUAGGCUCAGUCUGGAUCCCCUAAUGUGGACCAUGCAGAACCAGCCCAGCCCAUAAAUAACACUGAGAGGAAAAGAACACUGAACCUGAAGAAAACAAGACAAGGCACUGUGAUAUGAAGAGUCAUUUUGCAGCAAGGGACUUCUCCAUAAAGGCCAUGCCUGUGUUGCUGUUGUUGGCUUUAGUGUGCUCGCCCAUGGCUCAUUCUUCACAGUCGACGGCAGAGAACAUGUGUGGACCAGAAGUUGCAGCUCUCAAACGCAGCAUAAAAAAGCUGGAGAACAAAAUCUUGAUCGGGACUUGGCAGAUUGAGCACUUGCAGAGGCACAAAUACUUCAGGCCUUUACAACCUGCUGUGUCUGAUACUAAACCUGACACUGAGACCAACCAUGGUGGAAACCACAGCAGCAGCAGCAAUGAGACAUCAGACAGCUCUGAUAUGACCCUGAUGAAACUACUUCCACCAGCAGGCAACUUAGUUGUCCAUGACAAAGACUGUUCCGAACUGUACGACAGGCUGAGACCACCUAGUGGUUUCUACCGCAUCAGACCCAAAUCACACCAGGAUCCUUUUUUGGUUUACUGCGACAUGGAUGAUGGAGGGGGAUGGACGGUGUUUCAGAGGCGUCGGCAUGGAAAAGUCGACUUCAACAGGGAUUGGGUGGACUACAGAGAUGGAUUUGGUGACUUCAAGCUGUGGAAUGAUGAGUUUUGGUUGGGGAAUGAGCACAUUUAUCCUCUACUCUCAGAAGGCAAGAACUUGGUGAAGAUUGAUCUGAUGGACUGGGAUGGAAAGAGAAAUUAUGCAUUUUAUGAGAACUUCAGGAUCACCAACGAGGCCGAUAAGUAUCGUCUCCAGUAUGAAAUGUAUAGUGGGCAGGCUGGAGAUGCUCUGACUGGUGGUGGGGGGAUGGUGGAGCACUGGUCUACUUCCCUCAGCGGCAUGCAGUUCAGCACCAGAGAUCAGGACAAUGACCGCUACCUUCAGGGCAGCUGUGCUCAGGAGAACAAAGCAGGGUGGUGGUUCAACAGGUGUCAUGCAGCCAACCUAAAUGGGAACUUCUAUCGCAAAGGGACGUAUAAGGGCCAGUACGACAAUGGUGUGGUGUGGGGGACCUGGAGAGGCCUCUGGUAUUCACUCAGGCACACCACCAUGAAGGUGCGGCCUUUGGUUUUCUUGGACGCUGGAGGCAGUGGAGCUGGGGACAUUUAAAAACAUGUCUAAU
Labrus mixtus (cuckoo wrasse) is the source of this 1229-nucleotide messenger RNA. It is a transcript of the gene fgl1b, whose product is annotated as fibrinogen like 1B. The record is from RefSeq and is a predicted model, not a curated record. Lineage: Eukaryota; Metazoa; Chordata; Actinopteri; Labriformes; Labridae. The transcript is spliced from 9 exons. The coding region runs from base 119 to 1216 and encodes 365 amino acids.